AUGUUUGAGUCUCGUGAGCGGGCAAACCCCGAACCACUUCAAGAUGACGUUGAGAUGAGCCUGGACUAUGCACAUGCUCACGUACCAGCCUCAGGAUCGACUCUACUCCCGCGGCCAGUCGCGUCGUUAAUAUCGUUGAUUACCCAGUCAACGUCGCUAUCAUUGCGACUGGGCACAUUCUUUGGCGGGGCUGCCCUGGAUGGCGCGCGAGCCACGACUUUGACCAGCUUGGAACUAAGCCGGGCGUUGGUCGAAGGGAUCUUGACAAGGGCAGGACGAGACGUCGCUACUCGUAGUAGUGAUGAUCAUGGUAGGGCAGAGGUGGAAUCUCUCCUCGAGAGAAGUUUGGCGGCACUCCACACAACAGUAACUUCAGCGUCAUUUUUCGCCGCAGCGACUUUCCAUUUCUCGUCGACCACUUUGUCUUCAAUCUCAAACCUCUCGCAGGCACUUUUGUCUACUUUGGACGCCAUUCUUGGGUCCACCGAGUCUUCAAGGGCCAUUGCCGCCAUAAUCACGCUCAUUCGGCGUGAGUUUAGAUCAGUUGAGCCCGGUGCAAAUACCGAGAACAUUGGCGUUGGUGAUCUACUCGUCGGCUCUCUAGGAUUUGCACUAUUGCAGCGUUGGGGUAAGAAAAGCACCGAAAGGCAGCUGCGCGAGAAUGGAGGGGACGAGACAAUUUGGGAUGUGGUCAUCCUGGACAACGGCGCAAGAGCAGACGUGAUCGGGUCCCAUCAGCUGCAGUUCCCCAGUCGGGAGACUGAGGAGUCGGUUGAGCCUGGCAGUGCUUCUUUUGUGAUGCCUGGGAAUGACGAGGAAACUUUUGGUGCAGUCCGACGGUCGAGCGUUAACGACCCUUCAGACCCUCGUCUCUCUCUUCCAUUGAGUGGCCAGGGGCAAGCCUCGGAUGAGGAUAUCCGUGCUUAUAUCAUGAGCCAACUCCCUCAGGGUUGCCAUGCGUCCAUCAGAUCGGAGGUCCAGACGGCGCGAACGAUCACAGUCGAUAUCUACGAUGAUGAUAUGGCAGAGAUCGCCCCGCCACCUGGGACUGAAAUGAUCGCGGAGAGAUUCCAUCAUGAUCAAGACUACAGCGAUACAGGUAUCGCCAACAGUCGGAGACGGCAGCCCAGGCAUACUGUGGUAUUCAGAACAGCCUUCAACAAAUCUCAGAGCACUCAGCUGCGACCUCAUGGUGGCUCCGGGAUUGUUGAUCUGCCUGGAUCGGAAAGCUAUAAACGUCCAUUGCCAGACAGCCCAUUGCUUACAGUGAAGUCUCCUUCUGACCGGUCGCACUCGAAUCCUGAUGUCAAGCAUGGCAUUUCACACAAACGCCGCGAGAUAACUCCCGAAUCUCCGUCGGUAUCUCCUAAAUCUGGACUCAGCAAAGCUACGUUGUCGAAGUUUGCACAGAGGGUCAAGCCAGCUGGUCUGGAAAGAAACGAAACCAAGCGUCCGCCACCGAAGAAGCCAGCCCCAAAAGCCGCUGGCUCAUCGGGGAUGUCUGUUCCCCGUCUACCGCCCAGGCCUACGAAGGGAACUACAUCAGCGAAUCAAACUACUGCACAGGAAGUCUCUAGUAGACCCGAUGUCAAAAAGACCCAUAGUGAGCCUCUGAGCCAUCGGCCGACAACCCCUGUUUCAAGUAGAAAUUUGCGAAGGCCAUCGUUCCAAAACGGCCCCCAGAGCCUCUCGCCACAGUCUCAAGCAAAACAUGCGCCACCGCAUUAUGCCUCUCGUGGCUCACGAGGGAGCCAUUUUGCAAUGCGGGAGAAGAGUCAAGAGUCCCUCCUCACUCAAACCGAGACAUUCCUCUCACGCCGUGGGAUUGGCAUGCGGCCUGGAUCACCUUCCGCAGCCCGAACGCACGUUCGUAGCAGCAGUUCCAUGUCUGUGACUAGGUCUGAAACAGAGGGCACGGUCCCAGCGAAUGAUAGCCGUCCCGGUUCCUCGGCUCUACACCGCAGGUCCCAAUCAUAUACACCCAGCCUAUAUUCCCUAGCAACGGCAGGUUCCGAAACGUCGCUGCUUCUUGCCCAUCGGCCUCGCAAAAGCGCAUAUGAAGAUAUGGAAACCAUCCAGGCCCUCAACCGUGAUGGAUUCGUUCCAGGUAUCUUUCCGGAGAGGCAUUUUGUGCAGAACAUCCGCCGGUUCUGCCGGUUCUCCGCUGCCUCAUAUGGCUCCAAUGCACUCAAGGUCAUGGGUGUACCCAGAGACCCGAAGACUCUUCUCCCUAGUACCCGGUCAGACGGCCACGAGCAUAGUGCUUUCUCGGAGAAUGCAGGUCUCCCACCCUCUACGAUUCUCCUAUCGUCCUUCGUCGAUCCAGCCGGUGGCUCAAACGCAGCCGGCGAGACAGAAACAGGCUUCCCGCUAGUUCACUAUCUAUCCAUCGACCACGACUCCAAAGCCAUAGUCCUGACCCUUCGCGGAACCUGGGGCUUCGAGGACAUCCUCACCGACAUGACCUGCGAGUACGACAAUCUAGAAUGGCAAGGCAGAAGCUGGAAAGUACACAAAGGCAUGCACAGCUCCGCCAAACGUCUCCUGGAAGGCGGCGGCGGCCGCGUGAUGAUCACCCUCCGCGCCGCUCUCGAAGAAUUCCAAGACUACGGCAUAGUCCUCUGCGGCCACUCCCUCGGCGGCGGCGUCGCCGCCCUCCUCGCAACAAUGAUCUCAGAACCCAACCCCUCCCCAACAGGCACCUCCUUCGUAACAGCCUCCUACCAAUCUGCCACGCGUCCCCGUCUCCUAGCCACAGACAACAACCCAAAUCCACACCCCAGCCCGCCAACCUACACCCUCCCCGCAAACCGCCCAAUUCACGUCUACGCCUACGGACCCCCAGCCUGCAUGUCCCCCUUCCUCCGCCUCGCCACCCGAGGCCUAAUAACAACAAUCGUCAACGGCUCAGACAUAGUCCCCAGUCUGUCCCUGGGGAUUCUGCACGACAUGCACACGGCGUCAGUAUCCUUCAAGGACGACGCGGUAGGUGCCAAAGCGCACAUCCGUCAGCGCCUCCGCGACUCGCUCCGUCAGAGCAUCAUUCACAAAUUCUACGUCAAUCAGCCGCCGCUGGUCGUUAAUGCCGGUGACGGUGUUGGCGAGGACGCCUGGGCAUGGAAGACGCUGCGGCUGUUGCGGGAUGAGAUGCGUGCGCCGAAACUCAUGCCGCCGGGUGAGGUGUUUGUCGUUGAGACUAUGCGCGUGCUGCAGCGGGAUGCCUUUACGGCUCCUGAUCUGGGGUGCGAUGGGUAUCCAAGGUUGGGAAGGCCGGCGACGCGCGUGCAGCUUCGGUUUAUUAGGGAUGUUGAUGCUUGGUUUGGGGAGUUGAGGUUUGCUGGGGGGAUGUUGAGUGAUCAUAAUCCGGCGAGGUAUGAGGCUAGUCUUGCUGCGAUGGCGAGGGGGGUUUUGGAUGAGUAG
Penicillium bovifimosum is the source of this 3420-nucleotide messenger RNA. RefSeq names its product lipase family protein. Gene Ontology annotation, biological process: lipid metabolic process. Lineage: Eukaryota; Fungi; Ascomycota; Eurotiomycetes; Eurotiales; Aspergillaceae. The transcript has 2 exons. The record is from RefSeq and is a predicted model, not a curated record. Bases 1 to 3420 code for a protein of 1139 amino acids.